CUGAUGACGUCCUUCCGGAACGUGGUUACUCUGGGUUAGAACACGUGGAUCGGGUACAUAGAAGAAGUUGAAGAUAUAACUUGACAUUUUGAGUGUUUUCGUUUACUGUUCAUCGUCUACGUGUGUGUCAGAUAACCUGCCAAGAUGGUGAAGCCACGGUUCAAGGGGAAAAGCACGAUAAACACCUCGACGGCCAGCAGUAAUCCUGGUAAAUUACAGUCCAUGCGCCAUGUACUGUUUGUUUACAGCAAAUGUUAGUUAGCUAACGUUAGUUCGCUGGCUAGCCCGAUAGACUUUCUCUCUGAAAAGAUGAAACUGACAGAUCUACCUACCUAGCUAGCUAUACAAAAACAUUUGGUCCAUAUGUGACAUUCGUGUUAGCUAGCUACAAAUGGAAAAGUAUACAAUAUGUUUGGCACUGACAUCAUUAGUUCGCUACAGUAACUAGCUAAUUUAGCUACACAUUCUGUCUAACGUUAUGUCUAAAACACAACGUAACUUCAAUAACAACAUUGAGAACAUAUUUUCCUCUACCUGAAAUAGGCAGAAUGUCAUCACUAUAUGUAUUGUCUAUUUGUAUGUAUGAUAGCAAACAGAAAAAAAUCACCAGAUGUCCUAGCCAUAUUUAUGACUAAAAAAUAAGUUACAAAUAAUUCAGAUCGUAAAACGUCCAACCUAUUUUUGCUUGCAUCUAUAACAUAGUGGUUAUUUAAAUAGUUUAAUAACUACACUUUAUAUGGAUUUCCAAUAUUGUUCUUACACUGACAAUUAAUUAACCCAAAGUACCACCACACACCUAUAAUCUCUAACACUGUGUGACAUGAAAUUGCUAUAUCACCAUAACCUUACGACUCUACCUUUUCCAGACCGACCCAAGACUCCUGCAGGUUCAGGCAACAGCAUGAGGGACCGAGCAACUGUCAGGCGUCUGAAUAUGUACAGACAGAAGCAGAGAUGGUAAAUGAUGGAGAGAAAAAAACAUUUGUGACACUUCCCCUGUGACUUGCAUAUUAACUCUUUCCUUUAAUGCUAGUGUAACUCUCAGGUCAGGGGUUGUUCAGUUGACACUUUACCCAGAUAAAGCACACCAGUUCCUGGUAUUCUACAUUUAGCUCCUCUUCAUUCUUUUUAUUAAUUUAAAUGAUUGUGUUGUAAUAUAUUUGACUGUAAUAUCAUUGCCAUGCACCUGCUUUCGUGACCACUGACUAUUUCCUCUGCCAUUAGCAACAACAGAGGCCAGGUGAUCAAGCGUUUGUCAUACCAGUCCACUGUGGCUGAUGGGACACAGGCCAGAGUGGAGCCCAACAUCAAAUGGUUUGGUGAGUAGUGCUGUUAACUGCAAUUGCCACACUGUCACAGGUUAACCCACAAAUGAUUUUGGGUCUGUGUUGUUUAUGAUUGAUUAGAUGGGUAUAAUGGCAAUUUGUCUAACAAUUAAUUGGCUCUGAGCAAGUUGAAAAUGUGUACAGAAUAGUGAAGUUCUUGUCAAUAUUGACUGGCAAACCCUUGAUUUGUAAGAAUAAAUCUGUUUUUAUGCCUUUUUAAAUAUCUGUGUACGGAGAGAUAAGAUAGCAGCCUCAACUCUCUCUCACACACACACACACACUGAUUAAUUCUUCCCCUCUGGUCUCCUCCAUCUCAGCAAACACUCGGGUCAUCAAGCAGUCGUCCCUACAGAAGUUCCAGGAUGAGAUGGGUGCAGUGAAGAAGGACCCAUACCGCGUGGUGAUGAAACAGAGCAGGCUGCCCAUGUCCCUCCUGCAUGACAGAGUCAAGGCACAUGUGAGUAACAAACAGGGUCGCAUAAAUUUGGGCACACUGUAGUGUUGUCACGAUACCAGCAUUUUGACAUCGAUACCAGGUUUACUAUCACGAUACUGAAACAAUACCGUUGCAAGAAAAGUGACAGAAUAACCACUGGCCUUUUAUUUUUUAAAACAUUGAACAAUAUGUUGAUAACUUGUACAACAUCUAAAAUAAUAUAUUCAAUUUCUUUCAAAAAAUAAAACACCAUAUUAAUAACCACCUAGAGUUGGGGGUUAAAUGUGUGUGUGUAUAUCUAUGUGAGAUUUCUUAUAUCUCCUAGAUAUGACACACUUCAAAACCUUAUUCUUUAUUAUAAAACAUUUGACUGUCUUUUUUGCCAUUUUAUGAAUGUGUUAUUCAAUGCGUUUCUAUGGACUAUAGUACUAAAGGCCAAAUUCAAUAUGUUAUCACAUUUUUAUUGACUUAAGAAUUAAAUAACAGAAGAAUAUCUCUUCUAAAAUGUAAUUUGAUACAUACAGUAUCCGGGUUAAUUUGAUCAUCUAUGGCCAUAAUAUUGGGUAAAAUGACAUUCAUUAGACCUAUGAUUCAUUUUUCAUCACUGCUAAAUAAUUUAAUAGUUUAGUUCCAAAACAACAUGUCUGAAGCUUCUAUACUGCAAUAGUCUACACCCCUCAAACUCAACCCUGGACUUCGAAGCCAUUUUCAGAUAGAACAGAAAACCAGCAUUCUCCAGACCUCGUAUGGUAAGAGUUGAAUACCCCUGGUCUACGCAGUACACAACAUACAGUGGGGGAAAAAAGUAUUUAGUCAGCCACCAAUUGUGCAAGUUCUCCCACUUAAAAAGAUGAGAGGCCUGUAAUUUUCAUCAUAGGUACAUUUUUCCAGAAAAUCACAUUGUAGGAUUUUUUAUGAAUUUAUUUGCAAUUUAUGCUGGAAAAUAAGUAUUUGGUCAAUAACAAAAGUUUCUCAAUACUUUGUUAUAUACCCUUUGUUGGCAAUGACACAGGUCAAACGUUUUCUGUAAGUCUUCACAAGGUUUUCACACACUGUUGCUGGUAUUUUGGCCCAUUCCUCCAUGCAGAUCUCCUCUAGAGCAGUGAUGUUUUGGGGCUGUCGCUGGGCAACACAGACUUUCAACUCCCUCCAAAGAUUUUCUAUGGGGUUGAGAUCUGGAGACUGGCUAGGCCACUCCAAGACCUUGAAAUGCUUCUUACGAAGCCACUCCUUCGUUGCCCGGGCGGUGUGUUUGGGAUCAUUGUCAUGCUGAAAGACCCAGCCACGUUUCAUCUUCAAUGCCCUUGCUGAUGGAAGGAGGUUUUCACUCAAAAUCUCACGAUACAUGGCCCCAUUCAUUCUUUCCUUUACACGGAUCAGUCGUCUUGGUCCCUUUGCAGAAAAACAGCCCCAAAGCAUGAUGUUUCCACCCCCAUGCUUCACAGUAGGUAUGGUGUUCUUUGGAUGCAACUCAGCAUUCUUUGUCCUCCAAACACGACAAGUUGAGUUUUUACCAAAAAGUUAUAUUUUGGUUUCAUCUGACCAUAUGACAUUCUCCCAAUCCUCUUCUGGAUCAUCCAAAUGCACUCUAGCAAACUUCAGACGGGCCUGGACAUGUACUGGCUUAAGCAGGGGGACAUGUCUGGCACUGCAGGAUUUGAGUCCCUGGCGGCGUAGUGUGUUACUGAUGGUAGGCUUUGUUACUUUGGUCCCAGCUCUCUGCAGGUAAUUCACUAGGUCCCCCCGUGUGGUUAUGGGAUUUUUGCUCACCGUUCUUGUGAUCAUUUUGACCCCACGGGGUGAGAUCUUGCAUAGAGCCCCAGAUCGAGGGAGAUUAUCAGUGGUCUUGUAUGUCUUUCAUUUCCUAAUAAUUGCUCCCACAGUUGAUUUCUUCAAACCAAGCUGCUUACCUAUUGCAGAUUCAGUCUUCCCAGCCUGGUGCAAGUCUACAAUUUUGUUUCUGGUGUCCUUUGACAGCUCUUUGAUCUUGGCCAUAGUGGAGUUUGGAGUGUGACUAUUUGAGGUUGUGGACAGGUGUCUUUUAUACUGAUAACAAGUUCAAACAGGUGCCAUUAAUACAGGUAACGAGUGGAGGACAGAGGAGCCUCUUAAAGAAGAAGUUACAGGUCUGUGAGAGCCAGAAAUCUUGCUUGUUUGUAGGUGACCAAAUACUUAUUUUCCACCAUAAUUUGCAAAUAAAUUCAUUAAAAAUCCUACAGUGUGAUUUUCUGGAGAAAAAAAAUCUCAAUUUGUCUGUCAUAGUUGACGUGUACCUAUGAUGAGAAUUACAGGCCUCAUCUUUUUAAGUGGGAGAACUUGCACAAUUGGUGGCUGACUAAAUACAAUGUUCCCCCACUGUAGAAAUACAAUGGAUUUUACAUAGCAUACUACGAUUCCCAGAGUGCAUUUUAACUCCCAGGGUGAAAUGCUCCGCCCAGGGCUGCUGGCUGAUGCUAGCAAGCCCAGACAAACACGAAGUAGUCUAAAUAUAUUGCUUUCAUAGCUAAGUUAUGAGUGCAUUUCAAAUUACUUUUCGGUUGUAAUCAGAUUAUAAUGCUCACAUGAAUGUCAUGCUGAAUAUAUGUUUGUCAUUGUCACUCAAAAAUCAUUCAAAUUUAGUUGCUAGUAGAAUAACGUUACAAUGCAAAUGUUGUGUGUAAAAUAGUUUGUCGUUUUGGAACUAAACCUCCCUUGCACUGCACUGCUUUGUAGCACCUUUUGCUUAGUUGUUUCGGUUGGCUGGCCCUCAUCUGCUCUGUACGCAAAGUAUUCCCAUAGUUCGUCUCCCGAGUGGCGCAGCAGUCUAAGGCACUGCAUCGCAGUGCUAGCUGUGCCACUAGAGAUCCUGGUUCGAAUCCAGGCUCUGUCGUAGCCAGCCGCGACCGGGAGACCCAUGGGGCGGCACACAAUUGGCCCAGCGUCGUCCAGGGUAGGGGAGGGAAUGGCCGGCAGGGAUGUAGCUCAGUUGGUAGAGCAUGGCGUUUGCAACGGCAGGGUUGUGGGUUCGAUUUCCACGGGGGGCCAGUAUGAAAAAAUAAAUUUAAAAAAUAAUAAUGUAUGCACUCACUAACUGUAAGUCGCUCUGGAUAAGAGCGUCUGCUAAAUGACUAAAAUGUAAAGAAAUGUUCGCUUCUUGAGACAGUUUCGUCAACAAGCUGCGGGCGUGGAGGUAUGAUGUUUUUGUUUCAAGAAGCCAUGCUGUCGGCAUUUUCUCUCUCGCUUGCUUCUCAAAAGUGGCUUGCGCUGUGUCUGCUGCAUGCACAAGCUCAUUUACAUUUACAUUUUAGUCAUUUAGCAGACGCUCUUAUCCAGAGCGACUUACAGUUAGCUCAUGUAGCCUGGCUAGCUCACUACUGCCCCCUUGAAAAUAUUCAGACAAAUUACUAGACAGACUCGAUCCUCUCAAUCCGUAUAUGACUUGAGACACAUUUGACACAAUUACCGAAAGUAACAAAUUCUAGUAUCAAACUGUUUUUCCUGUUUUAGUAUCGGAAAAGUACCAACGUUUCGGUUGACCGUGCAACGUUAGCCUACUGUAUCAAAAUGUUUUGCGACAAAACUAAAAAUGGUUCAGAAGUUUUAGUAUUUUCUUCUGUUUGGUGCUUAAUGAAUAUGACCCUGGUCAAAUUAGGACACCAAGUGACUCAACACUGGGGUGGAGUUGGCUACUUGAUGCUUAGCAGACGGCACUCUCCCCACUGUGUGCUUUCAUAUUUGUGGUGGUGAUGUUUCUGACUACAGGGAGUGUUGAUCCCUAUUAGCUUUUGCAGAAGAAACAGCUACUCUUCCUGGGGUCCACAAAAAAACUCAAAACAGUAACUAAACACUGAUAGAAAAUGAAAGUCACAAUUUUUAGAUACACCGAUAUACAAACAAUAUCAAAACAAUUAUACAAACAAUACAUCUACAAAAAAAUGUGGCUCUCACAGUCUCCGCCGUUCCAUGAGUUGCUUUUUAAUCUGUUUUUAAAGGUAGUUUUGCUUGAGUAAUUGGAGAUGGGCGUUCCAUGCGAUGAUGGCUCUGUAUAAAACUGUGCGUUGCAGUGAAUUCGUUUUUGGUCUUUGACUGUGAAGAAACCCCUGUUGGCAUGUCUUGUGGGGUAUGUAUGGGUGUCUGAGCUGAAUGUUACUUGAUUAUAUAGACAAUCUGGAAUUUUCGUCACAGUAAUAUUUCUUGUAGAUGAGAAGCAGUUAAUCGCUCGUCAACUCUUAACCAAGAAAGACUGGCAUGCAUAUUGUCGAUGUUAGUUCUGUAUGUCCAGUUAAGGGCAAGGCAUGCUGCUCUGUUUUGAGCCAGCUGCAGCUUUGCUAGGUCUUUCUCUGCUGACCAUAUUACCGGACAGUAAUCAAGAUGGGACAAGACCAGAGCCGGAACAACUAGUACAGUUGAUUUUUGUCAAAAACGCAGAACAUAUGUUUAUAACAGACACAACCCUCCCCAUCUUCACAACAACUUUCUCAAUAUGACUUGACCAUGAUAAUUGACCUUCCAAUGUUAUACCUAGGAGUUUAGCUUCCUCAACUUGCUUAAUGGUCACACCUUUAUGUACAACUCCAGUUGAGGUUUAGGUCUUAGACAAUGUUUUGAACCAAAUACAAUGCUUUUAGUUUUUAUGUUUUUAAGACCAUUUUAUUAUGAAUCACCCAUUCUGAUGCUGACUAACUCCUUACUUAGAAUUUCAGUGAGCUCUCUGGCUUUGGUUGCUGAAAUGUAGCGUGUCGACUCAUCCGCAUACAUAGUCAUUAUAGCUUCGUGGCAAAUCAUUUGUAAAAAUAGAUGAGUAACGGCCCAAGGCAACUGCCCUGAGGGACACCGCACUGCACAUACACUACGUGACCAAAAGUAUGUGGACACCUGCUUGUCGAACAGCUCAUUCCAAAAUCACGGACAUGAAUAUGGAGUUGGUCCCUCCUUUGCUGCUAUAACAGCCUCCACUCUUCUGGGAAGGCUUUCCACUAGAUGAAUUCGGGCAGGUAGCAUUCUCCUGGCAUCCGCCAUACCCAUUUUCGUCCGUUGGACUGCCAUAUGGUGAAGCGUGAUUCAUCACUCCAGAGAACGCGUUUCCACUGCUCCUGAGUCCAAUGGUGGCGAGUUUUACACCACUCCAGCUGACGCUUGGCAUUGCGGAUGGUGAUCUUAGGCUUGUGUGUGGCUGCUCGGCCAUGGAAACCCAUUUCAUGAAGCUCCCAACGAACAGUUCUUGUGCUGACGUUACUUCCAGAGGCAGUUUGGAACUCGGUAGUAAGUGUUGCAACCGAGGACAGACCAUUUUUACGUGCUUCAGCACUUGGCGGUCCUGUUCUGUGAUCUUGUGUGGCCUACCACUUCGCGGCUGGCCGUUGCUCCUAGACGUUUCCUACUUCACAAUAACAGCACUUACAGUUGACCGGGGCAGCUCUAGCAGUGCAGAAAUGUGACUAAUUGACUUGUUUGAAAGGUGCAUCCUAUGACUGUGCCACGUUGAAAGUCAUUGAGCUUUUCAGUAAGGCCAUUCUACUGCCAAUGUUUUCUAUGGAGAUUGCAUGGCUGUGUGCUCGAUUUUAUACACCUGUCAGCAACGGGUGUGGCUGAAAUAGCCAAAUCCACUAAUUUGAAGGGGUGUCCACAUACUUUUGUAUAUAUAGUGUAUCUGAUGUUAGAAGCUUCCAUUGAAGAACACUAGGUUCUAUUGGAUAAAUAACUCUGCAACCAUGUGAUGGCUGGUGAUGUAAAGCCAUAGCAAGUUAGUUUAUUUCAAUAGCAAUUUGUGAUGAAUAAAAUUAAAGGCUUCACUGAAAUCUAACAAUACAGCUCCAACCAUCUUAUUAUCAUUUAUUUUUAACCAAUCAUCGGUCAUCUGAGUCAGUGCAGUACAAGUUGAGGUCCCUUCUCUUUAAACAUGCUGAAAGUCAGUAGUUAACUUAUUGUAAAAUCAUUACUCUGUGUAUCUCAGGUAACCUAUUUCUUAGAGCUUGGUUACACCAGACUGAGCGUUCAGUCCGGUUUAACCAGGCUAUAUUUGUGAGGUGAAAUAUGCAAGGGUUGGCAGGUCAGGUGGUAUCUUCCUCUCCAACCUGCCUAUUCCCACUCGUUUUGCUCCGCUUCACCAUGAACCAACCUGCCUGUAUCGAGUUGUUUCGCAAGAGAGAGUUCGAUGCAGCGGCCAACUUUGCACCUGCCCCCGGUGAUUUUGCUACACGACGUUCCUGUAGAUUGUUCUAAAACCAUUAUUUUCUCAACCGUAAUAGCCUAUGCAUUAUGUUGAUUCAUGCUAUGAAAGUAUCUGCCUGUCCCUUUUUCGCGGCCGGCUGCUGUGUGCACGGUGGAGCGAGAGAUGCAUUCUGAGAAGCACAAGCAUAUGACCAUUGAUCAAAAUGCUGUUGCAGGGAAAUUACAGCUUUCAAAGCAUCUACUGUUGUUUUAGUUACACCUAGCGCUGGAAAGUAUUUGUAGGACAUUAGCCCACAUUUUACUGAUGGAUUAAUCAAUUAUCCUACAUGGCUAUAUAGCAAUAUCAUAUUUAGAUUUAGCAAUCUAGCUAAAUGUUUUGAGUUCCCACUUCCACAGGAUGUGAAUAAUAUAGCCUAUAGCACAAAGAUCUUGGCAAAUUCUCUGAAGAGCCUAAAAUACAUCGGAUAAUUCUGGAUCCUAUUUUGACAGGUUGCACAUAAAAAUAUCAAUCAUGCGUUCCCUGGAUAUGUUAGAUGAAAUAAUAGCUUACUUUUUUAAUCAUAGGCUACCAUCUCUGUUGUCUUACUUGGCACUGGAUAGUUGUCUAGAGCCCUGCCACCAAUGUGCAGUGUAUGUCCUUGUAUUUAUUGUUAUCGAGCAACAUGGUAAAAUGUAUCACAAUAUGACCAUAUCGCCCAGCUCCAAACAACACUUCUGUCCGGUUCUUCAUGUUGUUGACUGAGUUUCAGUGUUCUUUUCCCUCUAAAUAGCUCCAUAUGCGUGCAAGACUUUCAAGACGCUCAAAGCUGUUGGAGAUGAAUGGUCUUUUCCUAUUUUACUCUCCCUCCUUUCCUCACUCCUCCUUCCUCUUGCCAUUUCAUGUCUUACGCCAUUUAGGGAAUUGAGCCCCAUGCCAAGGCAAUGUGAGCAAGUCCAGAUAUGUUGCAUUUUUAUUUAUUUAUUGGAUGUCAAUUUUGGUUCUCUCUCUUCUGAUCUGUUCCUGAUCUUCACUGAAUGUUCUCGCCAAGGUCUUUGUCAGGUGUCUUAUUCUAUUUCAUGGUGAUGUUUUCACCAUAGGUUCUGUCUUCAGUCGGUAACACAUAUUUUGCUUUUCUUUUUCCCCCUCAAGGAUAAAAAAUGGUCAUUUACUGUUAGAUUUGAAUUUCAAAUGCCAGGCUUAGCUUUAGAAAACUGCAAAACGAGACCAGACGGGGUGGAAGAAUGAAACGGGAGGUGAUAGACACAUGGUUUUAGAAAGAACAACCUCCAAAACAUACUGGCGGAUGGUCAAGGUGAAGCUGAAAUCUUAAACAUCAUUGCUUUUGACAAGAUCCGUAAACUGUUUGUUUUCUCGAUCUCUCCGUGUUGCUAUAGGACUAAGGCUGCCUUUUACAGCUGCGUUAGAGGGUAAUUUAACUCCUAAUCAGAUCUGGCUCAGACAAUGCAGUUUAUUGACAGUUUCACUGCAUACUUGGGGUGCUGUGUUUGUUCUCCAGAAUUGUUUAUUGGUGGAACCCCUGGAACACGGCCACCAGCUCCAUUGCAUAAAGCUUUGCAGUUUGCACCAACUAAUUAUAACCUAAUAUAUACCUCACACGGAACACACAUGGAAUUCUACAUCACUGUUCAUUCUCUCCACUACUGUUCCAACUGUAACCCCUCCAAGCCGUUGGGUUUUUAUUCUGCUUGUUUCUUCGCAAUGAGAGAGAAAUUAACUUUUGCUUUAGCGGAAGCAUUUAUUUUGCUUUGCACGCAGCGUUACAAAGCCUCACUCUGUUAUACAACACAGGCGGCGGUAAAUCUGAUGGGCGUGCACAGCGCUGCUCUCCUCCAGCCCUCUGGGUUGUGGUUUGUCUAAGGCAGCAGAACAACUUGCAGACAUUUUUAAAUUUUGAGGACAUUUAUGGUUAUAGAGAUCAGACACCCAUUGGAGGAGACCAUAAUAAGAGAGCACAGCACAGACUGAAUCACAUCUAUCGUAAAGUCUUCCCCGUCUGUCUCCCUCCUGCUGCUUCUCUCCUUUGGAAGCAACUGUCAUAGAAUGGCCUCUCAAAUAUAUUUAUCCUCCUGUUAUCUAACCAGUGCAGCCUCUGUCAAACAAUAAUUUUGACAAUCAUUAUAUCUCCCCAUCUCCUCCCCUUGGCCACCGUCUUCUGCAGAACUCUAAGGUGCACAUCCUGGACACAGAAGGCUUUGAGACUACGUUCGGGCCCAAGGCGCAGCGUAAACGACCCAACUUGAUGGUGGGAGACAUGAAGGACCUGGCGGAGCAGGCCGAGGUCUCGGCACAGACCUACAGCGCUGAGAAGGACCGCGACCUGGUCACAGAGGACGACGGGGUCAGGUGAGUGCAGUAGCUCCUGGGGUCACUCACCCUAAUGUCACUUUGGCACUGUGAAGUCUGUCACUGACUACUGUCACUGAUGUCACUUUGACUGACAGUGACAAUGCCUUCAAACCGCACUGUGCUUUUUCAGGUAUUCAAAGUCUACCAUUAACUACUAACAUUUACAUUUACGUCAUUUAGCAGACGCUCUUAUCCAGAGCGACUUGCGAAUUGGUGCAUUCACCUUUAUAGCCAGUGGGAUAACCACUUUACAAUAUGUUUUUUUUUUUUGGGGGGGGGGUGGGUAGAAGGAUUACUUUAUCCUAUCCCAGGUAUUCCUUAAAGAGGUGGGGUUUCAAGUGUCUCUCCGGAAGGUGGUGAGUGACUCCGCUGUCCUGGCGUCGUGAGGGAGCUUGUUCCACCAUUGGGGUGCCAGAGCAGCGAACAGUUUUGACUGGGCUGAGCGGGAACUGUGCUUCCGCAGAGGUAGGGGGGCCAGCAGGCCAGAGGUGGAUGAACGCAAUGCCCUCGUUUGGGUGCCGUUCCCUUCACAGCUCCGUAGGCAAGCACCAUGGUCUUGUAGCAGAUGCGAGCUUCAACUGGAAGCCAGUGGAGUGUGCGGAGGAGCGGGGUGACGUGAGAGAACUUGGGAAGGUUGAACACCAGACGGGCUGCGGCAUUCUGGAUGAGUUGUAGGGGUUUAAUGGCACAGGCACGGAGCCCAGCCAACAGCGAGUUGCAGUAAUCCAGAUGGGAGAUGACAAGUGCCUGGAUUAGGACCUGUGCCGCUUCCUGUGUAAGGCAGGGUCGUACUCUCCAAAUGUUGUAGAGCAUGAACCUACAGGAUCGGGUCACCGCCUUGAUGUUAGCGGAGACCGACAGGGUGUUGUCCAGGGUCACGCUAAGGCUCUUCGCACUCUGGGAGGAGGACACAACAGAGUUGUCAACCGUGAUGGCGAGAUCAUGGAACGGGCAGUCCUUCCCCGGGAGGAAGAGCAGCUCCGUCUUGCCGAGGUUCAGCUUGAGGUGGCGAUCCGUCAUCCACACUGAUAUGUCUGCCAGACAUGCAGAGAUGUGAUUCGCCACCUGGUUAUCAGAAGGGGGAAAGGAGUAGAUUAGUUGUGUGUCGCCUGCGUAGCAAUGAUAGGAGAGGCCAUGUGAGGAUAUGACAGAGCCAAGUGACUUGGUGUAUAGAGAGAAUAGGAGAGGGCCUAGAAAAGAAAGAAGGGAUACUGGUCUGUAGUUGUUGACAUCAGAGGGAUCGAGUGUUGUUUUUUUGAGAAGGGGUGCAACUCUCGCUCUCUUGAAGACUGAAGGGACAUAGCCAGCAGUCAAGGAUGAGUUGAUGAGCGAGGUGAGGUAAGGGAGAAGGUCUGGAGAAGAGAGGAGGGGAUAGGGUCAAUCGGGCAGGUUGUUGGGCGGCCGGCCGUCACAAGUCGCAAGAUUGCCAUUUUAAGUUUACUACUACCCCAAUUCCAUGAUUGAUACUCAUUUUCUUUGUUUUGAUAAUAUAGCCUAGCUUUUGACUGUAUGUUGGACCACAUGAGCAGUUCCAGUCUGUGGUUAUUGUUAGGGUGUGGCACCUGUUGAACUGUAUGUUAUUUAUCUACACACAGAGAGGAAGCUCGUGAGGAGAUCUUCAAGAAGGGCCAGUCCAAGAGGAUCUGGGGAGAACUCUACAAGGUACAGGAUCUUUCCAUUUGAUUGAUAUAGGAAUGUUUAUUUUAGUUCACCUUGAUAUUUCCUAAUAGAUACUGCAUAUGGUGCCGGUAUCAGGGAUGCAAACUUGCCACUUUUCUGUGAUAUUCGCCAUUUUGAUCUCAAAUUAUGUCAUCCACAGGAAUCUUGUAGAUCCGUAAAUAACUUUUUUUGGAGGGGCCUGACAAAGUACGCAGAGUGUAUCACCCAUUGAGCUAUUAAAGAAGGGAGUGAACCGAUCUUCUCCAUGGAAGGAUCUCAAUUGUAUACUCCUCGCGUCCUCUCUCCUCGCCUCCAUCUCAAAACCCAUUUAGAGUAGAAGGUCAGAGGGGAGGGACCUCAUCCAAUGGGUUUUGGGAAGGAGGUGAGGACGCGAUGAGUAUGCAAUUGAGAUUCUCCCACUGUGUGUUCACUAAUGUUACCUUCUCUGGCGGCUUCUAUAUAAUUACCUUCUCAUCACUCACUUUGUUGCUGACUGGGAAAUUUGGAAUGCAACUCAAGUUAAGCAACCUGUUUUGAAGUAAUGCUGCGGUACUAGUUGAUAAGAUGCACAUUAUAUAGUUGCAUGUAUGUUUCAAUAGCGCAAAUGAUUAUACACAAAGUUUUUAACGUUAGCUUGCCAGCUACGUUAGCAUAUAAACUGGCAAGCUAAGAUUAUCACCCACCAAUGAAUAAUGGUGUAUGUUUCUCAUAUCGAAAUUAAUGACAGAAUGCAUCCCUACGCUUCCUACAAAUAGAAUAUCAGCGUUCAGAGCGUGAUGUCCAAUAUGUCAUAACAGAAUGCUUCAUCUAAUAAUAUGUGUGACAGCUGUGAGCAGCCAGCCAUUAGCCUACUUAGCUGUUUCUCUCUGUCCGUUCUUUCUGUGCAUCUCUAUACAUUUUCAAAUGUUAUUUAGCCAUGAUGGCGAGCAGGGGUGUGCAAGCAGUGAUGGGGUUUCUGUUACAUUUGUUUAAUUAUUGGUGCGACUUGCAGUGCGAGCGAAGUGGAUACGCAUCUUUUUCAUUUCGCCUGUAAGAACAAGCAGGCCAGUCUGACUAGGCUUUGCUGUCAUGCAGCCUCCGAGUGUCACUGCCAUAGAGGAAAAGCGGACCACAGUGACAGUCAUGCUUGCGCCUUUACAUCACUGAAAACCGCAAGUUUCUAACCCAAACCACUUUCUACCGCGAAUUGGCACUCAUGUUAUAUAAUUUUAUAAACCAUGUCGCAGGCUGUUUUUAAACUACUAAUAGGCACAUUUUCAUGCAGUUUACAGACUUUCCGCAUGUUCCCGUGUGAAAAAUGUGUCUCCUAUUUGGGCCCUCGCCAGUUUGCAUCCCUGAAGUAUAGUGAUUUGAGAUGAGUUUAGAUCAACUAAGAACUCUUUCACUCCUGGUUAAGCCUAUACCCUGACUCUGCCUUCCUCUCUCAAUCUCCCUCCUUAACUCACAGGUGAUAGACUCGUCCGACGUGAUCAUACAGGUGCUGGAUGCCCGAGACCCCAUGGGUACGCGCUCGCAGAGCAUCGAGACCUACAUGAGGAAGGAGAAGCCCUGGAAGCACCUGAUCUUCGUACUCAAUAAGUGCGACCUCAUCCCCACCUGGGUCACGGUAAGAGACCCCUUUACGUUAUCCUGAGACCAACGCACAUGUGUAGUGGGGUAAUAAUUAUCGUAUAUGCGUAUUACACUGAACAAAAAUAUAAAUGCAACAUGUAAAGUUUUGGUUCCAUGUUUCAUGAGCUGAAAUAAAAGAUCCCAGAAAUGUUCCAUACUCACAAAAAGCUUAUUUCUCUCACAUUUUGUGCACAAAUUUGUUUACAUCCCUGUUAAUGAGCAUUUCUCCUUUGCCAAGAUAAUCCAUCCACCUGACAGGUGUGGCAUAUCAAGAAGCUGGUUAAACAGCAUGAUCAUUACACAGGUGCACCUUGUGCUGGGGACAAUACAAGACCAGUAAAGAACAAGAAGGCCUGCACACUGUUAAAGGCCACUCUUAAAUGUGCAGGUUUGUCACACAACACAAUGCCACAGAUGUCUCAAGUUUUGAGCAAUUGGCAUGCUGACUGCAGGAAUGUCCACCAGAGCAUUGAAUGUUCAUUUCUCUACCAUAAGCCGCCUCAACAUUAUUUUAGAGAUUUUGGCUGUAAGGCCAACCGGCCUCACAACCGCAGACCACGUGUAACCACGCCAGCCCAGGACCUCCACAUGUGUCUUUUUCACCUGCGUAAUCGUCUGAGACACCCAGACAGCUGAUGAAACUUCGUUUGCACAACCAAAGAUUUUCUGCACAAACUGUCAGAAACCGUCUCGGGAAGCUCCUCUGCGUGCUCGUCAUCCUCACCAGGGUCUUGACCUGACUGCUGUUCGGCGUCGUAACUGACUUCAGUGGGAAGUGCUCACCUUCAAAGGCCACUGGCACGCUGGAGAAGUGUGCUCUUCAGGGAUGAAUCCCAGUUUCAACUGUACCAGGCAGACGGCGUGUAUGGCGUCGUGUGGGCGAGCGGUUUGCUGAUGUCAACGUUGUGAACAGAGUGCCUCAUGGUAGCGGUGGGGUUAUGGUAUGGGCAUGCAUAAGCUAUGGACAACGAACACAAUUGCAUUUUAUUGAUGGCAAUUUGAAUGCACAGAGAUACCGUGAUGAGAUCCUGAGGCCCAUUGUCGUGGCAUUCAUCCGCCGCCAUCACCUCAUGUUUCUGCAUGAUAAUGCACGGCCCAAUGUCGCAAGGAUCUGUACACAAUUCCUGGAAGCUGAAAAUUUCCCAUUUCUUCCAUGGCCUGCAUACUCACCAGACAUGUCACCCAUUUAGCAUGUUUGGGAUGCUCUGGAUCUACGUGUAUGACAGCAUGUUCCCGCCAAUAUCCAGCAACUUCGCACAGCCAUUGAAGAGGAGUGGGACAACAUUCCACAGGCCACAAUCAACAGCCUGAACAACUCAAUGCGAAGGAGAUGUUGCGCUGCAUGAGGUAAAUGGUGGUCACACCAAUACUGAAUGGUUUUCUGAUCCACGCCCUUACUUUUUUUAAGGUAUCUGUGACCGACAGAUGCAUAUCUGUAUUCCCAGUCAUGUGAAAUCCAUAGAUUAGGGCCUAAUGAAUGUAUUUCAAUUGACUGAUUUCCUUAUAUGAACUGUAACUCAGUAAAAUAUUUGAAAUUGUUGCAUUUUAUAUUUUUGUAAAGUGUCUCUUGCGUCUCAUAAGACAAAACAAUUAGCUUAUUAAAAUGUAUCUGACUCCAAAAGAGAGAUGGCAAUAUGCAAGAGACUACAGUUGAGUUACAGUAAUAGGCAAUCAAGAAAUGUCUGAGAAUGGAAUUCUAAAUAGAAGUGUAUUUAAUUACUUUGUAAAAUGAAUGGAUUCACAUACAAGGCAUAACGAUGAAGUUACGAGCAUUACAAGGCAUUAUUCCAAGCAUAUCGAUCUUAAGGUUAACUUUCAAGAAAAAUAAUGAACAAAGAGAUGCCUUAAUAGGCUGGAGACCUAGAAGCCUAGGAAAUGAGAAUUGAUCAUACAACCUUCCUCCAUGGACUGGAUACAGGAUGAGAGAGAGAACAACAUACCUUGAUUCCAUUGAUACCAUCUGUAACGUAAAAACAACUACCAUUGACCAAUCAAACGAUACCAGGUUUACAGUAACCUGAUCACCAAGGCCCAAUCUCUACAGGGUGUCACAGCAUUUAAAGGCUUGUGUGGGGUAUGAGACCAUUGUAAGGAAGACAGAAUUCCUGAGAAGACAAAAUCCCUUUGCAUAUAGUAAUUCAGAGUUCACCCUGUACAGAUACAAGUUACCACAGAUCAUACAUCCAUAUAGAUAGCAUCAGUUUUCCUCGCCAUACAGCUCCAGGUGACAGAGCACAUAAAUUAUGGCCGAGCCCAGAGGUGAGACCAAGUCACUAUUAUUCGAGUCACAAGCAAGUCUCAAGUCACAAGGUUCGAGUCUCAAGUAGAGUCCCAAGUAGAACGGGUCGAGUCCAAGUCGUGCAUUCUGAGCAAGUCAAGUAAAAAAAGAUCUACAGUGGGGGGAAAAAAGUAUUUAGUCAGCCACCAAUUGUGCAAGUUCUCUCACUUAAAAAGAUGAGAGAAGCCUGUAAUUUCCAUCAUAGGUACACGUCAACUAUGACAGACAAAAUGAGAAAAAGAUAUCCAGAAAAUCACAUUGUAGGAUUUUGAAUGAAUUUAUUUGCGAAUUAUGGUGGAAAAUAAGUAUUUGGUCAAUAACAAAAGUUUCUCAAUACUUUGUUAUAUACCCUUUGUUGGCAAUGACACAGGUCAAAUGUUUUCUGUAAGUUUUCACAAGGUUUUCACACACUGUUGCUGCAUGCAGAUCUCCUCGGGCAACAGACUUUCAACUCCCUCCAAAGAUUUUCUAUGGGGUUGAGAUCUGGAGACUGGCUAGGCCACUCCAGGACCUUGAAAUGCUUCUUACGAAGCCACACCUUCGUUGCCCGGGCGGUGUGUUUGAGAUCAUUGUCAUGCUGAAAGACCCAGCCACGUUUCAUCUUCAAUGCCCUUGCUGAUGGAAGGAGGUUUUCACUCAAAAUCUCACGAUACAUGGCCCCAUUCAUUCAUUCUUUCCUUUACACGGAUCAGUCGUCCUGGUCCCUUUGCAGAAAAACAGCCCCAAAGCAUGAUGUUUCCACCCCCAUGCUUCACAGUAGGUAUGGUGUUCUUUGGAUGCAACUCAGCAUUCUUUGUCCUCCAAACACGACGAGUUGAGUUUUUACCAAAAAGUUAUAUUUUGGUUUCAUCUGACCAUAUGACAUUCUCCCAAUCCUCUUCUGGAUCAUCCAAAUGCACUCUAGCAAACUUCAGACGGGCCUGGACAUGUACUGGCUUAAGCAGGGGGACACGUCUGGCACUGCAGGAUUUGAGUCCCUGGCGGCGUAGUGUGUUACUGAUGGUAGGCUUUGUUACUUUGGUCCCAGCUCUCUGCAGGUCAUUCACUAGGUCCCCCCUGUGUGGUUCUGGGAUUUUUGCUCACCGUUCUUGUGAUCAUUUUGUCCCCACGGGGUGAGAUCUUGCGUGGAGCCCCAGAUCGAGGGAGAUUAUCAGUGGUCUUGUAUGUCUUCCAUUUCCUAAUAAUUGCUCCCACAGUUGAUUUCUUCAAACCAAGCUGCUUACCUAUUGCAGAUUCAGCCUUCCCAGCCUGCUGCAGGUCUACCAUUUUGUUUCUGGUGUCCUUUGACAGCUCUUUGGUCUUGGCCAUAGUAGAGUUUGGAGUGGGACUGUUUGAGGUUGUGGACAGGUGUCUUUUAUACUGAUAACAAGUUCAAACAGGUGCCAUUAAUACAGGUAACGAGUGGAGGACAGAGGAGCCUCUUAAAGAAGAAGUUACAGGUCUGUGAGAGCCAGAAAUCUUGCUUGUAUGUAGGUGACCAAAUACUUAUUUUCCACCAUAAUUUGCAAAUAAAUUCAUUAAAAAUCCUACAAUGUGAUUUUCUGGAUUUUUUCUCAUUUUGUCUGUCAUAGUUGAUGUGUACCUAUGAUGAAAAUUACAGGCCUCAUCUUUUUAAGUUGGAGAAAUUGCACAAUUGGUGGCUGACUAAAUACUUUUUUCCCCCACUGUACCAAAAGACCAGCUAUGCUACUAAUUGUUGCUUGAUGCCCCCCACACACGCACGCGCGCACAUGCAAUGCAUUUUCAAAACGAAUACAGUAAUUACAAUAAUUUGGUGUAAUUCCGUAGGCCUAUGUUAGUGACCAGAUCGAAGAAGGUAAAUAUAUAAAUAUAAAAUACAAUCGGUAGGCUAUAUCCCCAAAACCACUGCCCUACUGUAGCUCACCCGACCUGUGUUGAUUGACAAUUUGCUGGUCCAAUCAGAGGGCCGGGUGUGCGUUUCACUAGCCAACCAGUUUAUUUUGCAAAUGCGAUGCUGUCUCUGGCUGCGUGGAGAGUAGUGACAAAACGUUACAAAACCUGCCCAGAUCAUUUCAAGUCUAAGUCGAGUCUUAAGGCUCCAAGUCGAAGUCAAGUUUCAAGUUUGAUUUUCUAUCAAGUCGUGUCUCAAGUCAUCAAAUUUGUGGUUUGAGUCAGACUCGAGUCCAAGUCAUGUGACUCGAGUCCACACCUCUGGCCAAGCCUACACAUGUACCCUGUUCACGCUAUUGUGCCGGCCCAAACUGUACUGAGCUGGCUUUCUUUUCACAUUGUCUAUUUCAACAUGGUUCCAGCAACUAUGGCGGAUGCGAAACCAAGCCAGCUCAGUCCAGUUUAGUUUGGCUCAGUAGUGUGAAAAGCCCCAAAACUGUGAAUAUGUGCUCGAAAGACUAAUACACGAUCAAAAGACUGGCAUUGCCUUCUAUGUCAAUUGUUUUCUGGAGUGAGUUGAUGUUCUCAGGAGUUUUUUUAUGUGAGUAGUUCUCCACAAAUUGCUCUACUUUGACAAAGGAUAGCCUGUGGCCUCAAAUAACGUGUGUGGAUUCAGGGGUCACCAAAACAGGAAGGAUGGUGUGCGCGCCAACUGUUUUUAUGAUGUGCUGCAGGAUUUUGCUCUAGUGCCAGUAGAAUACACUACAGAUGCACUGUUCAGCACACAUUAUGAAUGAAUGUCAGACUUAAAUUGAAAUGACACAUUGUUUGUGCCUGUGUUGUUAAAUGGGCUUAUUCUUCAGUGCUAAUUUUGGGUAACCACCCCUUUUUCCCGCUCAGAAGUAUAUUAUUUACUCCAUCAGCAUCAGAGAAGAUGCUGCCCUACCCUAGAGUAAUGAUACAUUUCUUGACAUGUAUUUUUCAAUGGCCAACUGAAUUGUGCAUACUUGCACGAUAUUUGAUGGUUUGACAUUCGCCUAGUUUGCAGGCUACGAUCUACACACUUUCCUUUCUACUGACACACGUGCUGUGCAAACUAACUAACAUUUCACAUAGAGUCCAUGUCUGUCUGACUUAAGUCUGUCUGUUUUGUUGUCUUCGAAUCAGAGACGCUGGGUAGCCGUGCUCUCCGCGGAGUACCCCACCCUGGCCUUCCAUGCCAGCCUCACCAACUCGUUCGGCAAGGGCUCCCUCAUCCAACUCCUCAGGCAGUUUGGCAAGGUAGGCACAGCAUUCUCACGAGUCCCCCACUCCACACAGCCCGAACUAAUUUCCCCAUUUGGUUAAAAGUAGGUCCCUAAGGGACAGAGGUAGGUACAAAUGGCCCACUUUUGUCCUGGCACCCUACUCUAACCACCCUUAUGAGCUUACAGCUCCGCACAGGAUCCUCACAUCUGCUGCCGAGCUGUUUUUGGUACGCACUGGCCAUAAAACAGGGCCUUGGAUGCUCAGAGGAGAGCACAGGCUUAGUUAACAAAGACGAAAGGAAUCUCGCUGACACUUUCUCUGUUGGGUUUAAGAUAACCGUGUUGAGUAGAAAACAUACCAAUGUUGCCAUGAUCGAGCUGGACAUUAAAGAGCCUUGCAUGAAGGUGUGUGAACCGAGGUUCUUUAGGCUUUCGCCCCACUCCAAAUAGGUUUAAGUUGUUGGCCUCGGCUCACAGACAUGUUGGAGAGAUAAUGAAGCGAAGAAACGGUUUUUAAAAAAUCGCUGUUAGAAUUUACCUUUCGGGACAAAGUGGAGAGACUAAUAUUUAUACCUACCUCUUGGUUUUGACAGAUUUUUGAUCCAUGGUGUAGACUUAUCUGCUUCCAGUAGCUAUUUUUCUCCGGUGAAAACAAGCUUUUUUAGAUUACAUGGUCACAUGUUUUAUUAGUAUUGGCCUCCGUCAAAGUACGGUCUAGAGUUGUUGCUGUCCGGAAUUGAAGACAGGCUAAGUAUAGACUAUUGUUCUGGAAACUGCUAUUUUAACUUGUUUUGUCCUCUUCAGCUCCACACAGACAAGAAGCAGAUCAGCGUCGGGUUCAUAGGCUACCCCAACGUGGGAAAGAGCUCUGUCAUCAACACGCUACGCUCCAAGAAGGUCUGCAACGUGGCACCCCUCGCUGGGGAGACCAAGGUAUGUUAUCAUUCCCCUCAAAAAUACCUUCAAAAUAAAAACACUUGAACAUAAGCCCAUAUUGAUACCUGGGUGUCAUGAUGAGCAAUUUACAUACGUCCAUGUUAUCUCAAUGAUGGACAAUGCAGGGGGGACAAUCUCACGCAAUUCCCUUGAUUGCUAAGAGAGAGCACAAACAUGGGAUGUUGCAGGCAGCACUGUUUAGUGUAUUAAUGUGCUACUCAUACCCUAAGUAACUUCCCAACGAUGCGCUGAAGUAUAUGUAUUUAAACCCUCCGUCUCGACUAUAUACGUCUGAAUACCUGGCAGAGACGUGGCCAAAAAGCAAGAAAAACAAUAACCCUCAUCCUUAAUUUCCUCUCUCUGGAUCUGUUUAUCCUGUUUGGAACCAAAUGGUGGAUCUGGAGGUCUGGAAAUCCCACUGAGGGAGAUACUAUCGGAGUUGGCCGUCUGUUGUCAGAGCUGUGAGCGCGCAAAAGCGAUAAAAAAUGUUCUUUGUGAUAUAUCAGAUCGGCACGUAACCAGCAAGAGUUUAUCACCCAAUGCGAGGUGGGUCUCUCCAGAUGCUGCUAGUGUCUGUGGCCAAACACAAGGUUGCUCAGGUCUCUCGCUCUACGGUUGUUUGAACGGAUGUGCAACGCGUUUGUGUUUGUGUGAAAAGGCUUGUCAAAUGUUUCCUCCCGUCAUCCAAAUGGAUAUACGAGGUUUUCAGGCAGGGGGAAAGAAGCUAUGUGAUUCUCAGUACAGUAGCCAGCUCCUCUCAAAAGAAUGGGGAAUAGACCUUCUGACCAGGAGUUGGAACUGAAAUUAGUUUCCAAUCGUUUUGUCCAUGAUGUUUUUCGUUCCGUUCCGACCAGCAAAAUAAAGUUCUGAACCGGUUUGAGAGAAAAAAAUACUUUACAGUUUAUAUCAUUCCUUUCUGUUCCUUUUAAACCUCUGAAAUGAAUUUUUUUUUAUUGACCUCGAUUAAAUUACUUCACAAAUGGAUAGAGCCGCUUGCUAUGGAGCGUGCAAGCUACGUACAUGCGUUGGACAGAGAAGUGUAGUGUAGGGUGCGCGAUGCCACUGACAUUUUGUGGGUGAGGAGUGCUGGGCAUCUUGUUCUUAUGACGUGUUAUCUGAAUUAGGCCUACAGAAUUAUACCUAUGGAGGAGUGGCUUAUAUGAAGAAACUUUUAAUGUCUUUGAAUUUCAGAGAUUUGGCUUAACUAACGUUGGACCAGAUCUAGCUAGCUAGCUAACAAGCUUGUGUGUGCGGAGUGGCACCAUAAUUAAUAUAAAAACACGUCUUACCUUUUUGUAGUUAAUAAAUUCAAUGUGAAACGUGAUAACUAUAGUAUCCUUAACUAGCGUUGAUAAAAAAUAUCUAGUUCAUUUCACUGAUAAUCAUAAGAAACAAGAUUCUAUCCACUUCCUCAUUCUUUCCCCGUUGUUGCAUAGAGAUUUAUAGAGCUAAUAACAUUUUAUUAUGGCGUCUGUAAGCACACGGGCAGCGCCAUUUGAGACCGAUACAACAUCGCAAUCUCUAAAUCUCUAUACGACAACGGGUCAGAGAAUGAGGAAGUGGAUAGAAUCUAGUUUUAUAUGAUUAUCAUUGAAAUAAACAAAUGUAUAAAAUAUUGAUUACUAUGUAUAGCUUUGUAAGACUAUAAAUGACUAACCACCCAGUUUUGGUGUAGGUCUAUUUCCCUGCUUUUGAGAAGAGCUGGCUACUGUACCGGGAGAUUUCCAGCAAUUGCACUAAGCUAACGAUAUGCUAACUUCAAUAAUCUCCAAACUGCACGCAGAGACAAAAAUGGUUUGUCUGACUCUGGGUAAGUAGAUAAACGACUAAAUCAGACCUAAAUUAGAUCCUGACGGGCCGCCCCCAGGUGGUGAGGGUAGGCAACAACACAUCCGCCUCGCUGACCCUCAACAUGGGGGCCCCUCGGGGUGCGUGCUUAGUCCCCCCCUGUACUCCGUUCACCCACGACUGUGUGGCCACGCACGACUCCAACACAUUAAGUUUGCCGACGACAUGACGGUGGUAGGCCUGAUUAGGGCUGUUACGGUGACCGUAUUACCGCCACACCAGCGGUCACAAGUCAUGAAGGCAGUCAAAUUCUACGUGACCAGUUAGUCACGGUAAUUAGUCUUCUCCAAGCUCUGAUGCCGCUGAUGAUCCUUAGUAGCCUACCAAACUUGCUAACUGCCUGGUACUCAGCACUCUAUUGUCCCUCUAAUCACUCUAACAUCAAUGCAAAUGUGAUCAAAAAUCUAAUCAAACACUUCAUGAGAGCCCAAGAGCUCAUGUUGCGCAACAUUUCUAUAGGCUAUGCAAUUGCGUGAGAAAACAGAGUGAUGGCUUCUAUUAAAAAGAGGAGGAUCCCCAUCAGCUUUCUAUAGGCUAGUCCUACUAUAUUUAUAUCUCACCUUUCCUAAUAUUAAGUGCAUUGCUUGUCUUUGCAACAGGAGUAUAGCCUACCUGGCUGGCAUGAAAAUGAACCACGGGAAAAGCGUCCUCCACUUGCUAUUUAAGUAUAGACACCUUUUUCGAAGCAGGUGCAUGAAAAUGGUCUGUUCUAAAUCAAAACAAAUGUCACAUUUUAUUUAGUGUAUGUAAAGACCAGAUUAAAUCAAGAAUAGUCUGAUGGGUGACAAUUAGCCUAUCACUAUAUACACUGCUCAAAGAAAUAAAGGGAACACUUAAACAACACAAUGUAACUCCAAGUCAAUCACACUUCUGUGAAAUCAAACUGUCCACUUAGGAAGCAACACUGAUUGACAAUAAAUUUCACAUGCUGUUGUGCAAAUGGAAUAUACAAAAGGUGGAAAUUAUAGGCAAUUAGCAAGACACCCCCAAUAAAGAAGUGGUUCUGCAGAUGGUGACCACAGACCACUUCUCAGUUCCUAUGCUUCCUGGCUGAUGUUUUGGUCUCUUUUGAAUGCUGGCGGUGCUUUCACUCUAGUGGUAGCAUGAGACGGAGUUUACAACCCACACAAGUGGCUCAGGUAGUGCAGCUCAUCCAGGAUGGCACAUCAAUGCGAGCUGUGGCAAGAAGGUUUGCUGUGUCUGUCAGCGUAGUGUCCAGAGCAUGGAGGCGCUACCAGGAGACAGGCCAGUACAUCAGGAGACGUGGAGGAGGCCGUAGGAGGGCAACAACCCAGCAGCAGGACCGCUACCUCCGCCUUUGUGCAAGGAGGAGCAGGAGGAGCACUGCCAGAGCCCUGCAAAAUGACCUCCAGCAGGCCACAUGUGCAUGUGUCUGCUCAAACGGUCAGAAACAGACUCCAUGAGGGUGGUAUGAGGGCCCGACGUCCACAGGUGGGGGUUGUGCUUACAGCCCAACACCGUGCAGGACGUUUUGGCAUUUGCCAGAGAACACCAAGAUUGGCAAAUUCGCCACUGGCGCCCUGUGCUCUUCACAGAUGAAAGCAGGUUCACACUGAGCACAUGUGACAGACGUGACAGAGUCUGGAGACGUCGUGGAGAACGUUCUGCUGCCUGCAACAUCCUCCAGCAUGACCAGUUUGGCGGUGGGUCAGUCAUGGUGUGGGGUGGCAUUUCUUUGGGGGGCCGCACAGCCCUCCAUGUGCUCGCCAGAGGUAGCCUGACUGCCAUUAGGUACCGAGAUGAGAUCCUCAGACCCCUUGUGAGACCAUAUGCUGGUGCGGUUGGCCCUGGGUUCCUCCUAAUGCAAGACAAUGCUAGACCUCAUGUGGCUGGAGUGUGUCAGCAGUUCCUGCAAGAGGAAGGCAUUGAUGCUAUGGACUGGCCCGCCCGUUCCCCAGACCUGAAUCCAAUUGAGCACAUCUGGGACAUCGUGUCUCGCUCCAUCCACCAACGCCACGUUGCACCACAGACUGUCCAGGAGUUGGCGGAUGCUUUAGUCCAGGUCUGGGAGGAGAUCCCUCAGGAGACCAUCCGCCACCUCAUCAGGAGCAUGCCCAGGCGUUGUAGGGAGGUCAUACAGGCACGUGGAGGCCACACACACUACUGAGUCUCAUUUUGACUUGUUUUAAGGACAUUACAUCAAAGUUGGAUCAGCCUGUAGUGUGGUUUUCCACUUUAAUUUUGAGGGUGACUCCAAAUCCAGACCUCCAUGGGUUGAUAAAUUUGAUUUCCAUUGAUAAUUUUUGUGAUUUUGUUGUCAGCACAUUCAACUAUGUAAAGAAACAAGUAUUUAAUAAGAUGAUUUCAUUCAUUCAGAUCUAGGAUGUGUUGUUUAAGUGUUCCCUUUAUUUUUUUGAGCAGUGUAUAUUAUCACUUGUGAAUGAUGGUCCUCUGUAGCUCAGUUGGUAGAGCACGGCGCUUGUAACGCCAAGGUAGUGGGUUCGAUCCCCGGGACCACCCAUACACAAAAAAAUUUAUGCACGCAUGACUGUAAGUCGCUUUGGAUAAAAGCGUCUGCUAAAUGGCAUAUUAUUAUUAUAUGCCCAGCGUAAGGCAAGAAACAAUGCAUACCUAUUUUUUGUGACUUUUUUAAAUCAUAGUCCCACACCUCAUGUAGGCCUACAGUGGGGGGGAAAAAGUAUUUAGUCAGCCACCAAUUGUGCAAGUUCUCCCACUUAAAAAGAUGAGAGGCCUGUAAUUUUCAUCAUAGGUACACAUCAACUAUGACAGACAAAAUGAGAAUUUCUUUUCCAGAAAAUCACAUUGUAGGAUUUUUUAAUGAAUUUAUUUGCAAAUUAUGGUGGAAAAUAAGUAUUUGGUCAAUAACAAAAGUUUCUCAAUACUUUGUUAUAUACCCUUUGUUGGCAAUGACACAGGUCAAACGUUUUCUGUAAGUCUUCACAAGGUUUUCACACACUGUUGCUGGUAUUUUGGCCCAUUCCUCCAUGCAGAUCUCCUCUAGAGCAGUGAUGUUUUGGGGCUGUCGCUGGGCAACACGGACUUUCAACUCCCUCCAAAGAUUUUCUCUGGGGUUGAGAUCUGGAGACUGGCUAGGCCACUCCAGGACCUUGAAAUGCUUCUUACGAAGCCACUCCUUCGUUGCCCGGGCGUUGUGUUUGGGAUCAUUGUCAUGCUGAAAGACCCAGCCACGUUUCAUCUUCAAUGCCCUUGCUGAUGGAAGGAGGUUUUCACUCAAAAUCUCACGAUACAUGGCCCCAUUCAUUAUUUCCUUUACACGGAUCAGUCGUCCUGGUCCCUUUGCAGAAAAACAGCCCCAAAGCAUGAUGUUUCCACCCCCAUGCUUCACAGUAGGUAUGGUGUUCUUUGGAUGCAACUCAGCAUUCUUUGUCCUCCAAACACGACGAGUUGAGUUUUUACCAAAAAGUUAUAUUUUUGUUUCAUCUGACCAUAUGACAUUCUCCCAAUCCUCUUCUGGAUCAUCCAAAUGCACUCUAGCAAACUUCAGACGGGCCUGGACAUGUACUGGCUUAAGCAGGGGGACACGUCUGGCACUGCAGGAUUUGAGUCCCUGGCGGCGUAGUGUGUUACUGAUGGUAGGCUUUGUUACUUUGGUCCCAGCUCUCUGCAGGUCAUUCACUAGGUCCCCCCGUGUGGUUCUGGGAUUUUUGCUCACCGUUCUUGUGAUCAUUUUGACCCCACGGGGUGAGAUCUUGCGUGGAGCCCCAGAUCGAGGGAGAUUAUCAGUGGUCUUGUAUGUCUUCCAUUUCCUAAUAAUUGCUCCCACAGUUGAUUUCUUCAAACCAAGCUGCUUACCUAUUGCAGAUUCAGUCUUCCCAGCCUGGUGCAGGUCUACAAUUUUGUUUCUGGUGUCCUUUGACAGCUCUUUGGUCUUGGUCAUAGUGGAGUUUGGAGUGUGACUGUUUGAGGUUGUGGACAGGUGUCUUUUAUACUGAUAACAAGUUCAAACAGGUGCCAUUAAUACAGGUAACGAGUGGAGGACAGAGGAGCCUCUUAAAGAAGAAGUUACAGGUCUGUGAGAGCCAGAAAUCUUGCUUGUUUGUAGGUGACCAAAUACUUAUUUUCCACCAUAAUUUGCAAAUAAAUUCAUAAAAAAUCCUACAAUGUGAUUUUCUGGAUUUUUUUCCCUCAAUUUGUCUGUCAUAGUUGACGUGUACCUAUGAUGAAAAUUACAGGCCUCUCAUCUUUUUAAGUGGGAGAACUUGCACAAUUGGUGGCUGACUAAAUACAUUUUUUCCCCACUGUAUUUGCUUGACAAUCACCGGCUGACAAUUUUGUGACUGCCACAGCCCUAGGCCUGAUCACCGACGACGAUGAGACAGCCUAGGAAGGAGUGUGGUGCCAGGACAAUAACUUUUCCCUCCAACGUGUGCAUGACAAAGGAGCUGAUUGUGGACUACAGGAAAAUAAGGGCUGAGCACACCCCCAUUCACAUCGACGGGGCAGUAGUGGAGCGGGUCGAGAGCUUAAAGUUACUUGGUAUCCACAUCACUAAGGACCUAUCAUGGUCCAAACACACCAACACAGUCGUGAAGAGGGCAUGACUACGCCUAUUCCCCCUCAGGAGGCUGAAAAUAUUUGGCAUGGGACCUCAGAUCCUCAAAAAGUUCUACAGCUGCACUGUCGAGAGCAUUCUGACUGGUUGCAUCACCGCUUGGUAUGGCAACUGCUCGGCAUCCGAAUGCAAGGCGCUACAAAGGGUAGUGCGUACGGCCAAGUACACCACUGGGCCAAGCUCCCUGCCAUCCAGGACCUCUAUACCAGGCAGCCCUAAACAUUAUCGGACUCCAGCUACCGCACGGCAAGUGGUACCGGAGCGCCAAGUCUGGGAUCAAAAGGCUCCUUAACAGCUUCUACCCCCAAGCCAUAAGACUGCUGAACAGUUAUUCAAAUGCCUACCCAGACUAUUUUGCAUUGACCCCUUAUUUUAUUUAUAUGCACUUGAGUCUCUUGCACAGGCUUGAUGUACUCUCACUUGACUCUAACCACACACACACUACACUGACACACACUACACUGACACUCCAACACACACAUGCAUAUUGAUGCCACACACACGCGCGCAUACAUUCACAUUCCUUCACACAUGCUGCUGCUACCCUCUAUCUAUGCAUAGUCACUUUACCCCUUACUACAUGUACAUAUUACCUUGACUAACCCGUACCCCUGCACAUUGACUUGGUACUGGUACCCCUUGCAUAUAGCCUCAUUAUUGGGAUUUUAUUAUGUUACUAUACUGAACAAAAAUAUAAACGCAACAUGUAAAAUGUUGGUCCCAUGUUUCAUAAGCUGAAAUAAAAGAUCCCAGAAAUGUUCCAUACGCACAAAGCUUAUUUCUCUCAUUUUGAGCACAAAUUUGUUUACAUCCCUGUUAGUGAGCAUUUCUCCUUUGCCAAGAUAAUCCAUCCACCUGACAGGUGUGGCAUAUCAAGAAGCUGAUUAAACAUCAUGAUCAUUACACAGGUGCAGCUUGUGCUGGGGACAAUAAAAGGCCACUCUAAAAUGUGCAGUUCUGUCACACAACACCACAGAUGUCAAGUUUUGAGGGAGUGUGCAAUUGGCAUGCUGACUGCAGGAAUGUCCAAGAGAGCUGUUGCCAGAAAAUGGAAUGUUAAUUUCUCUACCAUAAGCCACCUCCAACAUCGUUUUAUAGUUUGGCAGUACGUCCAACCGGCUUCACAACCGCAGACCACGCGUAACCACGCCAUCCCAGGAUCUCCACAGCCGGCUUGUUCACCUGCGGGAUCGUCUGAGGGGGUGCUGAGGAGUAUUUCUGUCUGUAAUAAAGCCCUUUUGUGGGGAAAAAGUCAUUCUGAUUGGCAGGGCCUGGCUCCCAAGGCUGCACCCUUUCCCAGUCAUGUGAAAUCCAUAAAUUAGGGCGUAAUUUAUUUAUUUCGAUUGACUGAUUUCCUUAUGAAUUGUAACUCAGUAAAAUCUUUGAAAUUGUUGCAUGUUGGGUUUUAUAUUUUUUCUUUAGUUUAUUUAGCACGUUUCUAACUUUUUUAGUUGUUGGUUAAGGGCUCGUAUGUGACAUACAAUUAGAUUUGAGUUCGUCUGACUCUGGGUAAAUAGAUAAAUGACAUCUCAAACUAGCAGUAUCCCUUUAAAACUACGUGUUGUACAUCAUUUUAGUGUUAAUGGGGUGCGCUCUGAAUGGCCUGUCCUCUUUUAAGAUAAUCUGUUUUGUUUAUAUUGAUGCAGUAGGGUCUUCAUUUCUGCUACAUUAUGAAAUGUUAUUGUCCCAAACCGGUGAAUUCUUGUGAAUAAGCUCUGAGUAUAAAAUCAUUAGACCCUGUGACUUAGCUGAUGUUGGUCCCGGUCUCUUCUUCCAGGUGUGGCAGUACAUCACCCUGAUGCGACGCAUCUUCCUCAUCGACUGCCCCGGCGUUGUUUACCCCUCUGAAGACAGCGAGAGCGACAUCGUGUUGAAAGGAGUGGUACGUUAUUAUUUUUUCCCAUCAAUAAUAUAAAUGGUUGUUUUGUUUGUAGUAAACCAUUAUUAAUUUUUUUGGAGCAGUCAGUGUUAUCCAUUGAGCUCAAAGUAUUGGGACAGUGGAAAAUCGUUUUGGCUCUGUACUCCAGCACUUGAAAUGGUUAAAGUGCAGACGGUCAGCUUUAAUUUGAGGGUAUUUUCAUCCAUGUUGGGUGAACUGUUUGGAAAUUACUUUUUGUACAUGGUCCCCCCAUUUUAGGUGACCAAAAAUAUUGGGACAGAUUCACUUGUGUAUUAAAAGUAGUCAAAAGUUUAGUAUUUGGUCCCAUAUUCAUAGCAUGCAAUGAUUUCAUCAAGCUUGUGACUACAAACUUGUUGGAUGCAUUUGCUGUUUGUUUUAGUUGCGUUUCAGAUUAUUUUGUGCCCAAUAGAAAUGAAUGGUAAAUAAUGUAUUGUAUCAUUUUGGAGUCACUUUCAUGGUGAAUAGAAUGUUUCUAAACACUUGUACAUUAAUGUGGACGCUACCAUGAUUACAGAUAGUCCAGAAUGAAUAGUGAAUAAUGAUGGGUGAGAAAGUUAGAUGCACAAAUAUCAUACCCCCCUCCCAAAAUGCUACCCUCCCAUGUCAUUGUAAUGAUGAGAGGUUAGCAUAUCUUGGUGGUAUGAUAUUUGUGUGUCUAACUUUCUCACUCAUUAUUUUUUAUACUUCCAUGUCUAAAGCUGUACCAUUUCUAACCUAACAAUUGUAUGCCUCACUGCUGUUUCCAUGACGUGUCCUGUCCUGUUUCUCAGGUGCAAGUGGAGAAGAUCCGUAACCCGGAGGAGCACAUUCCGGCGGUGCUAGAGCGGGCCAAACCAGAGUACAUCCAGAAGACGUACCGCAUCCCAACCUGGAGCUCCCCAGAGGACUUCCUGGAGAAACUGGCAAUGCGCAUGGGCAAACUCCUCAAGGUCAGGGCCUGGGUCAUAUUAAUUAGUGCACACUGUAGCAAUUUCUUUACGGAAAACAAAGUGUUUGAUAUUGGACAAGCUCAGAUAGUCCCUCACUGUUUUCAGUCAGUUUUCUCUCGUUUGGUACUUAAUUAACAUAACCCUGGAGUGUAUCAAUGGGGGCUGAAGUCACAGUCCAGGGUCAUUGUCUGUAGCCUGUUGGUCGCCCCAGAUCUGUUUGUGCUUCAUAGCCAACUCCUAUGGUUGUUGUUAGGCAUUCUAAUGGCCAUAGGGAUUGGCAAGACGGCACAGAUCUGAGACCACCAGGCUACAUUGUCUGGGCUGCUUGUCUUCAUUUCUGACCUCAUCUUUCAUCUGUCUGAAAUUAGCUUUAUAACUGUUUGUGGUCAAUGGAAUUUGAAUGUCACAAUAUACUUUAGUCCUGAAAGGUGUAUGUUAUCUUCAGGCUUUAUCUGUGUAUUUGACAAGCUGUAGGUCAGUGGUAAAAAAUGAUCUUCCCUAAACAUAGUCUAUGUUUUUGUAUGUGACAUUUCUUGAUCAGUUUGAAAUUCUACACUUGACCCUAAUGCUUAUUUGGAACCCAUCAUGCCAAGUAGCACAUAAGGUCUACAGUUGAAAUCGGAAGUUUACAUACACCUUAGCCAAAUACAUUUAAACUCUGUUUUUCACAAUUCCUGACAUUUAAUCCUAGUAAAAAUUCCCUGUCUUAGGUCAGUUAGGAUCACUACUUUUUUUUUAAGAAUGUGAAAUGUUAGAAUAGUAUUGGAGAGAAUGAUUUCUUUCAGCUUUUAUUUCUUUCAUCACAUUCCAAGUGGAUCAGAAGUUUACAUACACACAAUUAGUAUUUGGUAGCAUUGCCUUUAAAUUGUUUAACUUGGGUCAAAUGUUUCAGGUAGCCUUCCACAAGCUUCCCACAAUAAGUUGAAUUUAAUAAGAGUGAAUUUUUGGCCCAUUCCUCCUGACAGAGCUGGUGUAACUGAGUCAGGUUUGUAGGCCUCCUUGCUCUCACAUGCUUUUUCAGUUCUGCCCACACAUUUUCUAUAGGAUUGAGGUCAGGGCUUUGUGGUGGCCACUCCAAUACCUUGACUUUGUUGUCCUUAAGCCAUUUUGCCACAACUUUGGAAGUAUGCUUGGGGUCAUUGUCCAUUUGGAAGAACCAUUUGUGACCAAGCUUUAACUUCCGGACUUAUGUCUUGAGAUGUUGCUUCAAUAUAUGCACAUCAUUUUCCUUCCUCAUGAUGCCAUCUAUUUUGUGAAGUGCACCAGUCUCUCCUGCAGCAAAGCACCCCCACAGCAUGAUGCUGCCACCCCUGUGCUUCAUGGUUGGGAUGGUGUUCUUCGGCUUGCAAGCUAUCCCCUUUUUCCUCCAAACAACGAUGGUCAUUAUGGCCAAACAGUUCUAUUUUUGUUUAAUCAGACCAGAGGACAUUUCUCCAAAAAGUACGAUCUUUGUCACCAUGUGCAAACUGUAGUCUGUCUUUUUUAUGGCGGUUUUGGAGCAGUAGCUUCUUCCUUGCUGAGCGGCCUUUCAGGUUAUGUCGAUAUAGGACUCGUUUUACUGUGGAUAUAGAUACUUUUGUACCUGUUUCCUCCAGCAUCUUCACAAGGUCCUUUUCUGUUGUUCUGGGAUUGAUUUGCACUUUUCGCACCAAAGUACGUUCAUCUCUAGGAGACAGAACGCGUCUCCUUCCUGAGCGGUAUGAUUGCUGCGUGGUCCCAUGGUGUUUAUACUUGCGUACUAUUGUUUGUACAGAUGAACGUGGUACCUUCAGGCGUUUGGAAAUUGCUCCCAAGGAUGAACCAGACUUGUGGAGGUCUACAAUAUUUUUUCUGAGGUCUUGGCUGAUUAUUAUUUUUAAUUUUUAAUGUCAUUUAGGAGACGCUCUUAUCCAGAGCGACUUACAGUUAGUGAGUGCAUACAUUUUUCUUUUGAUUUUCCCAUGAUGUCAAGCAAAGAGGCACUGAGUUUGAAGGCAGGCCUUGAAAUACAUCCACAGGUACACCUCCAAUUGAUUCAAAUGAUGUCAAUUAGCCUAUCAGAAGCUUCUAAAGCCAUGACAUCAUUUUCUGGAAUUUUCCAAGCUGUUUAAAGGCACAGUCAACUUAGUGUAUGUAAACUUCAGACCCACUGGAAUUUUGAUACAGUGAAUUAUACGUGAAAUAAUCUGUCUGUAAACAAUUGUUGGAAAAAUACUUGUCAUACACAAAGUAGAUGUCCUAACCAACUUGCCAAAACUAUAGUUAGUUAACAAGAAAUUUGUGGAGUGGUUGAAAAACAAGUUUUAAUGACUCCAACCUAAGUGUGUGUAAACUUCUGACUUAAUAAUAUAAAUAAUAAUUCAACUGUAUAUAAGGACCCUCCAUUUAUUCCUACUUUAUUUUCUUCUCAUGUUUCCCUAAUGCAUUAUCUGUUGCAGGGGGGUGAGCCAGACCUUCCCUGUGUCUCCAAGAUGGUGCUGAACGACUGGCAGAGAGGACGCAUCCCCUUCUUCGUAAAACCCCCUGGCUGUGAGGGAGAGCAUGAGGUGAGAGGUGGACGAACGGCUGCAAUAAAACCCUCUGUCUCGCAUACCAAAACAAAAAGAGACAUUCCCAACAGUAAUGUUAGCACAUGCUCUGGUUAUAGUCUGCCACCCUCUGGCUAAAUGUAAAAUAUCAUCACAUGCAUUGCCAAGAUUGGGCAAGAGUGCAUGCUUGUAUGGUCACAUUGACUGACUUUGCUCAGGUUCUUUUUUAUUUGUAAAAAUAGAUAUAAAGCUGCUCAAGCCGGGCACAACAAUGCAUAUAUUAAAAUGAUUGAGGCUAAAACCCAAAGUCUUAUUUCCGUUAUGGUCCUCUCAGGUGAGCAACAAGAUGGCAUCAUUUUUAAAUCCAUGCAAAUGAAUGUGCUAGUGUGCACUUCAGGAGAAUCGGAACCUAGCCAUGAUUAUGAAAGCUGUACUGACUGGUGUGUUUUCAGGGCAAGGAGAAACUCCCAGUGGAGGGGGCACCAGAAGGUACAGAGCGUGUACAGAAAGAAGGAGCAACAGAGGAGCAGAGCGAGGAGGUGGUGGCUGCAGUGUCGGCCGAGCAGGAGGCCCAGCAGCAGCAGCAGAAACUCAAACAUGAGCAGGUGCAGAAGAUCCUCACCAACGUCCGGCAGAACUUCGGCAAGAUCAAUGUGGCGCCCGAGUUCAACGACGAUGAUCUGGCGCCCGUGGAGAACGACAACCUAGUUUUCUCGGACCUGUCCGGCUCGGACGUGGAGAAGGAUAGCGAAGAUGAGGAAAAUGAAGAGCAGGGGGAUGGGGAGACAGCAGCUGGAGACGCUGAGGCCUCCGCCACCACCCCAGCUGGUCAGCCUGCCAAGGUGGAGGAAAAAAAGAGUUCGCGUGAGACGAUCCGCGAGCUGGAUGGGAAGAUUGCAAAGUACAAGCAGUUCCUGGACCGGGCCAGACUCAAGCGCUUCUCCGCCAUCCGGUUUGUCUUAUUCUUCUCAGUUCUCUCCACCACUUAUCAUUUCAGUCUUGUUUUGAAGGUGUGCUUUAUUGUUUUGUAAGCCCACAUCAACCCCAGAGCUUGUCCAAAAGACGGGCAUAGAUCUGUCCCAAAUGGCACCCUAUUUCCUAUAUAGUGCACCAAAAGUAGUGCUCUAUGUAGGAAAUAGGGUGCCAUUUGGGACGAAGCUCUAGAGAGAGAUUAAGGGUGCCUGGGUCCUCUGAGGUGAAACAUGCCACGUUUUCCACUGUCCAAGCACCUGGGGAUUGGCAGCUGCUCAUACCGUUCUGUCUGAUCGAUGGGUUUUUCAUCACCAUUUGUCACGUUGUUUCGCACACUCGCCCACCGUCUCUCUCGCUGGUGAACUUUAGCUCAAUCCCUCGCUCAACAAUGCCAAAUGAGUCGUCUGCGGCCAAUUUGCUUUCCAUUGUCGGCUCAGCGAAUUCCAACGGGACUUAACUGUCUGGAUGUGUAGGGAGUAAUGAGAUAUGUGACGUCUCUUUCUACUUUGGUUUCUUUGUACAGGAUUCCGAAGGCACUCUCUGACAAAGUGCUCACAGACAUGAAAGUGAAGCAGGCGGCGAAUAAACCACAACCUAAAGGUAACAACUUCAUUUCAACUUGUGAUUUUCCUUGGUGUGCUUAUGGCCAACCUGACAUCCCAAAUGCAGGGGUUAAAGUUCUGUCACUGUGACGGAUUUCUGUCGUAUGGAUUCUUUUUUGUUAUAUUUCCAAUUGAAAAGGACUGGAAUUGGUAAAACUUGCAGUUUAAUACAUGUACAAAAUGAUCUUCUUUUCCUAAAAGCAUGAUGGUCAUUACUUCUUUUUUUUUACAUGAAAGGGGAGGUUAACUUGGCUCUGCAGACAAUCAAUCUGAGAUCGACUUAAGUUUCAGUCAUGUUUUUUGUUGUUGUUGCUUUAACCCCGGCAAAUUUAUUCCAUCAAAGAAUAAAAGGGCACCUUCCUUUACACAAAAUACACAGACUUUACAAGUCUUCAUGGGUAGCAGCAGAUAAAAUAUAUCAUUGGAGUAGAUAUUUGGCCAAAGACUGAAACCAAACAAACAAGCAAUCAUACCAUAAAAAUAGAAUGGGAAUGUCCUAUUAACUGUUUUAGUAAUUCCAUGCCUACGGGUCAUCCACUUACUGGCCAACCAUUUGUUCCUCAGCUGUAACACAGGUCGGCAAGAAGAGGAAAAUCGAGGAGGCGGAGGAGCCAACGCGUCCACACAGAAGUCUAACAUCCAAGCAGGUACUGCGUGUUCCCUUACCCGCUGUUUGACGUCAAACAGACCCGUCUCUCUAGACUGGAUGCCUCCGAUGGAUGGCCGCUCACCUACCGCUAAUGUUAAUGGAAUGAAGGAAGGCACUGUUCUUCCUCAGGCUUCAAUCUCACUCAUUUGUCUUCUUUAUCUCCCUCUCUCUCUACAGAGGAGAGCAGCGGAUCGUGCUCAGAAGGUGAAGAAAGUUGGAACGCGCUAUUACGAAACACACAAUGUCAAGAACAAGAACAAGAACAGAAAGAUGCCUACGGCGCCCAGUGAGGGCAAGAAAGCCAAGAGAUCGAAGCGCUAGUCUGGGGUCCAAGAGACCAAACUGGGACAUUUUCUAAUAAGUCCUUAUUUUAAUGACCCUGUCAUUGUAAUUAAUUGUUUGAAGGUGUCUUGGUACCUACCCUUGGUAUCUUGAUGGAAAGUGAUUUGGGUGAGGGGGCAUUGAGUGAAUUAGGUUCUUAUUCAUCUCUUAAUCAAGUGAAUCACUUGAUGCAUUAACCUGAUCCUGAGUGACCUUCAACGAAGUGACACAAUCACUGUUGUGUCAAACUAUGACUUAAACUUAUAUGGAGCUUCACUGCGAAGUGAAAGGCUGAGUGUCAUCCUUUCACUUCGCAGUGCAUAGCCUGGGUGCCAGUCUGUUUGUUAUUUUGCUAACUCCUUAUGGAACUGUCAAAUUUGGCAUGACAAGUCCAUGAGUUGGCAAGAGAGCAGAAACUCAUUGGCACCCAGGUUAUGUACUGCACUUUUGAAAAAAACAUCUUCAAAUCUACAAUGUCAUACCAUAAAAAAUUAUAUGAACA
This is a messenger RNA of Coregonus sp. 'balchen', 34625 nucleotides long. Lineage: Eukaryota; Metazoa; Chordata; Actinopteri; Salmoniformes; Salmonidae. The record is from the annotation of a GenBank genome assembly.